This is a messenger RNA of Pygocentrus nattereri (red-bellied piranha), 2927 nucleotides long. RefSeq names its product ATP-binding cassette, sub-family B (MDR/TAP), member 6a (gene abcb6a). Bases 235 to 2790 code for a protein of 851 amino acids. Lineage: Eukaryota; Metazoa; Chordata; Actinopteri; Characiformes; Serrasalmidae. Gene Ontology annotation, molecular function: ABC-type heme transporter activity; ATP hydrolysis activity; heme binding. The transcript has 20 exons. The record is from RefSeq and is a predicted model, not a curated record. Gene Ontology annotation, biological process: transmembrane transport; heme transport. Gene Ontology annotation, cellular component: membrane.
CUGCGCAAGAGAGUGUCGAUCACCGAGUGGCGGAUGGAGCUGCUGUGGUAGUGAGUGAGCCCUGCAAGGACAGAGCCGCGGUGUUUACAGCGCGUCCCCCCGCACAGCUGGAGCGGAUAAUCGGCCAGGACAGCGCUGAGGACCGUAACCGUCGCCUGAGCGCCCGGUGAGAGAAGGUGAGCCUGUUAGCCGCUGUUACGCCGUCUAGAGUGAAGACCGCGUCACCCGGCCGCCAUGGUGGUGCUGCAGAGCUACUGCGAGGCGGGGGUCUCCAUGCAGCGGGUGUGGGUGGAGGACGGCCUGACCCCUUGCUUCUUCUUCACGCUCGUCCCGUCCGUCCUCCUCAGCCUGGCCCUCGUCCUCGGCGCCUUCCACGGCGCGUGCUACGGCCGCUACGGCACGCAGAUGGAGCCUAAGUAUGUGCCGCGCUCACGCCUCUACGGCCUGCAGAUGGCCCUCUCGGCGCUGCUGGUCCUCCAGGCUGUGAUCUGGACUGCGGUCAGGGCGGCGCUAGCAGGGAUCUACGGGUAUGUGGUGCUUUAUGGCUGCCUGACGGCUCUCGGGUGGAUCUGGGCCUGCGCCUCGCUCAGGCUGGAGCGCCGGAGGGUCCUGGUGAGGGAGCGGACGAGAGGGCACAGCGUGGUGCUGCUGCUGUACUGGGCGCUGGCGUUCGCGGCCGAGAACCUGGCCUUCGUGUCCUGGAUGAGCCCUCAGUGGUGGUGGGGGCUGGAGAGCACCGAGCAGCAGGUGGAGUUUGCGCUCUGGCUGGUCCGUUAUCUCAGCACCGGGAUGCUGUUCUUGUUAGGCCUCAAGGCUCCUGGGUUGCCACGGCGACCGUACAUGCUCCUCAUCAACGAGGAUGAGCGUGAUGUGGAAAAUGGAGGACAGCCUCUGCUGGGCGGUGCUGCUCAGAAUCAGUCAGCCUGGCGGGACUUCAGGAAGAAGGUGCGUUUGCUGAUGCCGUACAUGUGGCCCAGCGGCAGUGUUCUCCUGCAGCUGCUGGUGCUGCUGUGCCUCAGCCUGCUGGGGGUGGAGCGCGCCAUCAACGUCUUCGUGCCCAUCUACUACAAGAACAUAGUGAACCAGCUCACAGAUGACACCGCCUGGAAAACCGUGGCUGCUACAGUGUCUAUCUACGUCCUGCUGAAGUUCCUGCAAGGUGGUGGAGCUGGCUCCUCCGGCUUCAUCAGUAACAUGCGCUCCUUCCUGUGGAUCCGUGUGCAGCAGUACACCAGUCGUGUGGUGCAGGUGCGCCUGUUUGCCCACCUGCACGCGCUGUCUCUGCGCUGGCACCUCGGCCGCCGCACCGGCGAAGUCAUCCGCAGCAUCGACCGCGGGACCUCGUCUAUCGACAGCCUCCUCAGCUACAUCGUGUUCAGCAUCUUCCCCACCAUCGCCGACAUCAUCAUAGCCAUCAUUUACUUCAUCUCCUACUUUAACGCCUGGUUCGGCCUCAUCGUCUUUAUCUGCAUGGCCCUUUACCUCACUCUCACCAUCAUCAUCACUGAAUGGAGGACGAAGUACAGACGGGAUAUGAACACUCACGACAACAACGCCAAAGCCAAAGCAGUGGACUCCCUGCUGAACUUUGAGACGGUGAAAUACUACAACGCAGAGAGUUAUGAAGUGAGCCGCUUUGAGGAGGCCAUCCUCAAAUACCAGCUGUUGGAGUGGAAGACCAACGCCUCGCUGGCUCUGUUAAACCAGACCCAGAAUCUGAUCAUCGGCUCAGGCCUGCUGGCCGGCUCACUGCUUUGUGCUUACUUUGUCACAGAAGGCAAAUUCAAGGUGGGAGAUUAUGUCCUGUUUGGCACAUACAUCCUCCAGCUUUACACGCCGCUCAACUGGUUUGGCACGUACUACAGGGUGAUCCAGAGGUCCUUUAUCGACAUGGAGAACAUGUUCCAGCUCUUCACAGAGGAGCAGGAGGUGAAGGACGACGUGAAUGCGGGAAAUCUCGACUACAAACAAGGGAGGAUUGAGUUUGAGAACGUCUUCUUCAGCUACACGGAAGGGAAGGAGAUUCUGAAGGACAUUUCUUUCACCGUCCUGCCAGGCCAGACUGUUGCACUCGUUGGCCAGUCAGGCUCAGGGAAGAGCACCAUCAUCCGCCUGCUCUUCCGUUUCUAUGAUGUUCAAGGGGGCUGCGUCCGCAUUGAUGGCCAAGACAUUGCCAGGGUAAAGCAGGACUCUUUGCGGGCGCACAUCGGCGUCGUCCCUCAGGACACCGUCCUGUUCAACGACAACAUCCGCGAAAACAUCCGCUACGGCCGAGUCUCCGCCACGGAUCAGGAGGUGGAGGAGGCGGCCAUCGCUGCUGACAUUCAUGAGAGAAUUCUUUCCUUCCCAGAGGGCUAUGAUACCCAGGUGGGCGAGAGAGGUCUGAAGCUGAGUGGAGGAGAGAAGCAGAGGGUGGCCAUUGCUCGCACCAUCCUCAAAGCCCCCCAGAUCAUCUUGCUGGAUGAGGCCACCUCAGCCCUGGACACCCAGACGGAGCGCAACAUUCAGGCCUCUCUGGCUAAAGUGUGUGCCAACAGGACCACCGUUGUGGUGGCCCACAGGUUGUCAACCAUCAUCGGAGCAGAUCAAAUCCUUGUUAUACGUGAUGGACAGAUUGCAGAGAGAGGAAGACACGAGGAGCUGCUGGCUAAGGGAGGUCUUUACUCUGACAUGUGGCUCCGGCAACAGCAGGCACAGGACUCCGAUUCGGCCUCUGACACAGAAGCCAAAGACACGCAGCCCGAAAAACUACAGCCCCCAGCAUCCUCUGCGGCCCACAGGGGUCACUGACAGCCUUCGUACACUAAGGACGGGUGUUAAGCUUCAGAGGGUUUCAUUUUGCACCGAGCGUGCUGGCUUUAUGUUUAGUUUGAUAUACCUGUGGGUUUCAUAUGAGGCCAGUUCUCAAAACAUGAGGUAUAAUUUCA